Molecule: messenger RNA, 3321 nt
Organism: Echinops telfairi (small Madagascar hedgehog)
Lineage: Eukaryota; Metazoa; Chordata; Mammalia; Afrosoricida; Tenrecidae
Gene: SESN2
Product: sestrin 2
Exons: 10
Coding region: 315-1754 (479 amino acids)
Biological process (GO): cellular response to leucine starvation; negative regulation of TORC1 signaling; cellular response to L-leucine
Cellular component (GO): nucleus
Molecular function (GO): oxidoreductase activity, acting on peroxide as acceptor; L-leucine binding
Source: RefSeq, a predicted model, not a curated record
AGCGUUGGGUUCGCGAGCAGCGCUGGCCACUGCGGGCUUCCGAGGCGCUCCGGGCCGUGAGAAAACCCCUAGCCGCGACCAGUGGCAGUAGCCGGAAGCCAAUCGCUGUUCCAGAAGCGGGGCUGGCGGAGAGUUCAGCGCAGCAGCGGCCGUUCUCGGAUUCCUGGCUUCCAGAGCGUCCUGGAGCCUCGAGAGGCACGUCAAGGUUCUAGAACCUACCGUGCUGCCCCGGGUCCUGGCUUCCUUCGUGUCCGUCCAAGCCCCCGCUCUGGUGCACAGGUCGUUGGCGAGCCGCGGCUCGAUCUAGGCACACCAUGAUCGUUGCGGGCUCCGAGGGUGGCCCCGAGCUCAAGGGCUACCUGCCGUUCGCCCGGAGCGGCGGCGGCGCUGAGGUCGGAGAGGAGCCCAGGGAGAGCCGCUCGCAGCGAGGCCCUCGGGGGCCCAGCGCCUUCAUCCCAGUGGAGGAGGUCCUUCGGGAGGGGGCUGAGAGCCUGGAGCAUCACCUGGGGCUAGAGGCCCUGAUGUCUUCGGGGCGGGUGGACAACUUGGCUGUGGUCAUGGGCCUGCACCCGGACUACUUCAGCACCUUCUGGCGCCUGCACUACCUGCUGCUGCACACGGAUGGGCCCCUGGCCAGCUCCUGGCGCCAUUACAUAGCCAUCAUGGCUGCCUCCCGCCACCAGUGCUCCUACCUGGUGGGCUCCCACAUGGCUGACUUCCUGCAGACGGGCGGUGACCCUGAAUGGCUGCUGGGUCUCCACCGUGCCCCCCAGAAGCUGCGCAAACUCAGUGAGAUCAACAAGCUGCUGGCGCAUCGGCCGUGGCUCAUCACCAAGGAGCACAUCCAGGCCCUGCUGAAGACGGGUGAGCACAGCUGGUCGCUGGCUGAACUCAUCCAGGCCCUGGUCCUGCUCACCCACUGCCACUCGCUGGCCUCCUUCGUGUUUGGCUGUGGCAUCCUUCCCGAGGGGGACACGGACGGCAGCCCGGCCCCACAGGCCCCUUCUCCCAGUGAGCAGAGCACCCCCCCUAGCAGAGAUCCACUGAACAACUCUGGGGGCUUUGAGGCCGCUGCCCGGGAUGUGGAGACGCUGAUGGAACGGCUGCGGCAGCUUCAGGAGAACCUGCUGCUGCAGGAGGGGGCGUCCCAGGAGGAGAUGGAGAACCGCUUCGAAUUGGAGAAGUCGGAAAGCCUGCUGGUGACUCCCUCAGCGGACAUCCUGGAGCCCUCUCCACGCCCAGACAUGCUGUGCUUUGUGGAAGACCCCACUUUUGGAUAUGAAGACUUUACCCGAAGAGGGGCAGAAGCACCCCCGACCUUCCGGGCCCAGGACUACACCUGGGAAGACCACGGCUAUUCGCUCAUCCAGCGGCUCUACCCCGAAGGUGGCCAGCUGUUGGACGAGAAGUUCCAGGCGGCCUAUGGUCUCACCUACAACACCAUUGCCAUGCACAGUGGCGUGGACACCUCCAUGCUCCGCAGGGCCAUCUGGAACUACAUCCACUGUGUCUUUGGCAUCAGAUAUGACGACUAUGACUAUGGGGAGGUGAACCAGCUCCUGGAACGAAACCUUAAGGUCUACAUCAAGACGGUAGCCUGCUACCCAGAGAAGACCACCCGGCGGAUGUACAACCUCUUCUGGAGGCAUUUCCGCCACUCCGAGAAGGUCCACGUGAACUUGCUGCUCCUGGAGGCUCGGAUGCAAGCCGCCCUGCUCUACGCCCUCCGUGCCAUCACCCGCUACAUGACCUGACUCCUACACCGGACCUGGCCCUGGAACAACUGGCCCUGCAAAGACUUCUCUGCCUGGAGACAGACCCAGACUCGUCCUUGGCCCAUGCCCGCCCAGCCCCCUCUGGGUGUGGGCAUGCGUGUGACCUGCAGCCCCGAGCCACACCCUCCCUUUUCUCACUGCAAUGGACAGGAUCAUCACACGGACUCUGGGAUCCCGGCACUGCUCCUUGGGAGCCAGGAGAGGACAAGGAGACUUCAAGGGGCCACCCCACAAGCUCUGGGGCCUCCCUGGACUGGAAGUCCCUGGCUGGCCCUGCGGAAGGGGCAGACGCCUCCUCCAGGGACUGACACUCCAGGCGGCUCUGCCCUUCUGACCCCUCCUUCCCAGAACUCAUUACCUCCCGCCUGCCAUUCCCCCAUCAAUGUGAAAGCCAGGGUCCCAGCUGGUCUGUGUGCCUGGCUCCCCUUAACCCUGCUCUGCUGGGUAGUCUGAGGCCCCUCGUUCCCCACUGCCCCAUCCAAGUGUAGCUCUUUCGACCUUCUUCUCCCUCUUAACCCGUUAUGCCCGUCCUGGGUGUGUGGGACCCAGCACAUGUGUCUCCAGAGACUUUGGGCCUCUGCCAGUGGCUCCGCCUUCUGGAGAAGCGGGCGUCUUCGAUGACUGGUUCUCUGCUUCUUGGUCCUCGAUGGUUGCUCAGAUCUCCUCAGGGGCCUCUUCCCAGGAGUCCAUAUCAGGGGGAGCAGGGAUGGGAGAAUCUUUUCUCCUCAGGACUGCGCCCACCCUGCAGAGACUGGCACCACGCUAUCUCUCGUGGCUCGGCCACAAGUGUUUGCCAAAAACACUUUCGAACCUUUCAUGGUGGCUCAGAGAGCACCGUGUGGCCCAAGGGAGAGCCGGGAGUCACCAGUAUUCUUGUUUGGGGCCCGGCACCAGCCUGGUGACCAUGGCUAUGUUGCCAAACCACCUUGACCUCCAUUUCCACAGCUGCAGACCAAGGGGCAGAUGGAGAUUUCCAAGCUGUCUGACUCUUCACCCUGCGAGUCCCAGGCCAGCAGCAAACAGACUUCCAGGCAGGAUCUCGAAGGCCUCUGGGGACAUCCGGCUGCUCUUUCCCGGUGUCUGUUUCUUGCCCUCAAUGGACGAGAGGCAGGCUGCGGCAUGGUGGACUGAUCCCAGCCACUUUCUGUAACAAACAAGCUGUGAAUUCUGGCUUCUCUGGCCCUGUUUCCGGCAGCAUAUGCCUCCCCUCUGCCCAGCUUGGAGGUGGCCAAAGAAAGGGAAGGGCCAAGAUGCUGCCACCACCCUUCCCCACCCGGAAGUGGGGUAGGAGAGGAGCUGGGCCAGUGCCACAUUUCAUACCCGCGCAGGCACGGGAAGCCACGGGCACCUCCUCCAGCCCCUCCCCACAAAGAAGCUGGCAAGUGGGAAAGGGCCUGAGCAUGGGAGUGUGUAUCCUGGAGGAGAAGGGGUGACCCUGAGAAAAGCCCCCUGGUGGGUGGGGAGAGAUGCCCAGUGUUAAGUACAGAAACCUUUGGCUUUGUUAUUCGUGUCGACAAAUAAAGGUUCACGGAGGUUUGGUUUUGUA